Messenger RNA from Procambarus clarkii (red swamp crayfish), 3086 nucleotides. The record is from RefSeq and is a predicted model, not a curated record. NCBI's taxonomy places the organism in Eukaryota, Metazoa, Arthropoda, Malacostraca, Decapoda, Cambaridae.
UUGGUUAAGCCAAGAAGCCGCGGCGCGCGUGUCGAACGCUCCGCUCCACCACUCAAUACAUAACAAACACUAGACUACUGCUGCUGCUGCUGCUUUCUGCUGCUGCUGCUGCUGUCUUCUACCUCCUGUUGUGUCAGCAGACCGCAGUCCUCACCUCUGCUCUCCUGCUUUCUUAACAUGCUAUCUGUAAGGCAAAUAUAAAGGAUGUGGGCUAGGUUUGGAGCCUACUCUACUAUUCUGAAGUAAACUCGGUAUUCAGAGCCACUGAACCUGUCCCCAUUAUGCAACCUCAAACACUUCAAGAAAUAUGUUUGGAUGAAGCAUGUUUGAUCCCAACAGAAUCCUACUCGAGGCUGCCAUGGACCUUAAAAGACCAACUAAUAAAGAAAUUAACCAGAAGAGGAAAAUGUAAUGAUUCCAUUUUUUCAUGGCUGCUUCAUUCUCGUGUGACUGAGCUUGAUCUACAUGAUUGCAUAAUAUCUGAUGCUGCACUAGACAGUCUUGAGGUGGCUAAGAGUUUGAAGGUUUUGCAUUUGCCUGAGCCUCCUGUUGUUGAUAAUAAUAAUUUUUCAGAAAACUCACUUAUUCGACUUGGGGAAGGAAAGCCAAAGCUAAGAGUAGUGGCUCUCAAUGGCCUUUCUGGAGUGACUGAUCGUGUCAUUGGAUCAUUGGUGGGAGGCUGUCCUCAGCUGCAGGAGUUACAUAUCUCAUCAACAACUAUCACAAACCAUGCUCUCACUGCUCUUGCAACUUUAACGCAACUAGUCAGCUUAAAUAUUGGUAAAACACAGAUUAGUGACUUGGGGAUUCAGCAGUUAGUCAGCGGAGGAGUUGGUCAUAGUCUGCGAGAACUGCGUAUUGAUGGGUGUGCACGUCUCACUGAUGAUAGUAUUGAAUCAAUUUGUCACUGUUGUACUCAUCUUAAUAUUCUGUGUUUCCAUCAUUGCCCAAGAUUAUCAGAUCGUUCCCGAGAACUAGUGGAUGAAUACAAGGCAUGGAGGAUGAAGCAACUUACAUGGACUGUGUACUGAUUUAUGUAAUGUUGACAAGUAAUGGAUUUAGUUAUAUCUAGCUGUUAAUCUUGCAAUCUAUCUAUUCUGUCAGUUAAGUUCAAUUUUCUUAAAUUUCUAUAAAUACAGUGAAGGUUUAUAACUACAGUAGUACAGUACUUCAUUAUUUUAUGACAUGGCUUCAGUGACUUAGGUCUGUGCUUGCUUACAAGCAGUUUAUUAUAAGCUUGUCACAAGAUAGCUGGCUUGUGACUCCUUCCUGAAUUGUCUGAAAUGUUAAUUUUCAUAAUAAUGAAUAGUGUCUGUAAUUUAAUAUAAUGUAUUUUAAACAAAAUACUUCAUAUGUAUUCUUUACAUAUAAUACAAUUAAAGUUUCCCAAAAACACAUUUUAUAACUACAGUAUUGGCAAAGUAUGUUACAGUACUAUUUAAAAUGAAUUUCUCAUUUAUAUACCUCAUUCUUAGUUAAAUAGGUGCUAAUUAUUAAUAAAUUAUAAUUUGCAAUAAUUAUAAUUAAAUUUGUAUUUCUAAAUGAUGUGGGUGGUUACUAUCAUGUUCAAGAUUUUAAGAACUAUCCAUAUCUGAAAGCAAUUAGAAAUUCAUAACUACCAAAGAAAAAUUACAUCUGAAUGUGUUAUAGUCCCCUUUAUCAGGUGUAAACUUUUUUAAGCUGAAAAGAAAGAAUGGAAACUACAGAAUCAUUUUCAGCAUGUGCAUGCUCAAUAGGUUUGCCAAAUUCAUUUCGUUCUUCCUGUAAAGAUUAUUGUAAAAUUUUCACUUGCAAUAGAUUUAAGAAAAAGAUGUACGAGCUCAAGAUCAGUUCUGGUGGUGUUAAAAUAAGAGAGCAGAAGCUACUGAAGGACAUGUAUCAGAAACAUGUAGGAUCUUUACUUACAUGUAAGUACUGUAUUUGCAGACCUAGAUAUUAUUUUAGAAAAGUAAAUUUAAUUAUUUAUAUGCUCAUCAACUUUACUUUCUGUUGCCUGAUCUAUAUGUAAGCAUUAAUACUCAUAUUGCUUUUCAGUUCAAGAUUAAGAUACAUUACAAAUGUUUUGCUAGUAUAUUUCAGGCAGCAGAGUGUGACUUAUUGAAUUUUACAUGGAGAGAAACUUGUAUCAGUACAAUACUUGAUUUCUUGCACUUUUAAAUAUUGGCAAACCAACUCGUGUAGACUCGCACUCAUGUUUCGUCUUGUAUUAAUGUCUUUCUAUACUUCCAUUUAUUUUGAGUUUGGAUUGGUAGGUCCUUGAUGACCUCCAUAACAAUGAAAUUUCCCCAUUACCUUGUCCCAAAGUCUUUUUUUUUACUAUACUUCUCCAUUUUCCUAUGGCAUUUUGACAGAGCAGACUUAGAACUUUUUACAUCCUUCACCUCUGUUCACUGCGUGUCACAUUUUCCUGUUCCUCGAUCUCUUUCUUAUCUUUCAGAUAACCUUCCUUAUUGCUGCCCUAUGAUCCAUCCCACAUUAUGCCUCCGGCAGCUCCGAGGGAGUGCUUUUCUUAGUCGAGUUCAAAUUGUUCCCCAUGCUCUCCUAUGUAAGUUCACAGCCUGGAAGAAGUACAAACUCUGGUGUAUAACAGACUUCUUCAUUUUAUUUAAGAAAGCCAUUGCUGUGACUCACUGGGUUCUGAAUGUGAGCUAUGUGGGCUAAGAGUUGGAGGUCUUAUUUCCAAUAUCAUUGUUAACAUAUGUAUCCCUGUAUCUAGAUGAAGAUUUGCAUGAUUGCAAGAUAAAAUUCAUUAGUGAUGUAGCACUUGUCCUUCAUUUUCAUAAUUCAAUUAUUGCUAACCAGGAGUUGUCAUGAAUGAGCACAGUUCUCAAUUCUUAGCCAUCAGCAUCAGUUCUUGCCUACGUCAUUAUUUCCUUCAACCCAUCCUCUCAAAGUGAUAGAAUAUAUCACUUAAUGCAUUAGUGGCAUGUACAAAAUUUGGAUUGUUGUACUCUGAAAAAGUUCAUUUUGUACUACAGUAUUGAAAUACUGAAGGGCAUACCAAAAAGUGGAACAGGGUAAGUAUAAACCUAGGUUUAAGUAGGCAAUUCUAGGUCUAUAAAACAUUCUUAUGCCUAAUUUAGUAC